GCAGCAGAGGAAACUGUAAAAGCUAUGCUGGGAAGGCGGCGCGGAGCUUGAUUCACCUUCACCGGCGUCGGGCACCCGCUGACCCCGGGUUUCCUACCGGAGAGCAGUCAGAUAUGAACGGACGGGUGGAUUAUUUAGUCACGGAGGAAGAGAUCAACCUGACGAGAGGACCCUCGGGGCUGGGCUUCAACAUCGUCGGAGGGACAGAUCAACAGUAUGUCUCCAACGACAGUGGCAUCUACGUCAGCCGCAUCAAAGAGGAUGGGGCUGCGGCCCGGGAUGGGCGGCUCCAGGAGGGUGAUAAGAUCCUCUCGGUAAAUGGCCAAGACCUGAAGAACCUGCUGCACCAAGAUGCUGUAGACCUCUUCCGUAACGCAGGAUAUGCUGUGUCUCUGAGAGUACAGCACAGGUUACCAGUGCAGAAUGGACCCAUAGUACAUCGAGGAGAAGGAGAGCCAAGUGGAGUUCCUGUAGCUAUGGUGCUGCUACCAGUGUUUGCCCUUACCAUGGUAGCAGUCUGGGCCUUCGUGAGAUACCGAAAGCAGCUUUGAAAUGCUUGUGCCUUCCAGUGUGUCCAGUGAACUAUAGCUCUCUCACUCACUGUCUCUGACAUCCCCCCAUAUUCUUUCUUCUCCACAUAGCCAACACAUAAUUUACAGUGACUGCUUAUCACCUAAAACCUUGCUAUUCAAAAUCUCCAAGACUUAAAAUUCUAAUGGAAGAGCAAAAGGAAUAUUUGGAGAAAAGCUGUGGGUGGGGGAAAGCCUUGCUUAGAAUAAAUGAGAAGUUACAUAUUUUACUAGAACUGCCAAUAAAAAUUCAGCUAUCAUCCAAAGAGGAAAAGCUCAGUCUUCCCAUCUCCACGGAUGACACCUUUUGCUUAGCUGGCGUGCUUUGCAGGCUAGCUGUGCUAUGUGAAAGGAGGAGCUGAUUUUUUUUUUAAAUCCUUUUUCUUGGGAAGUAUUUGUGGCCUUUAAUUUUUAACUAUCUACCUAGAUACCUAUAUUAGACAUAGGUGAAUGAAGUUUUUUCUUUCUUUUUUUUUUUUUACUUAAAAAAGAAAAUACAUAUAUACAGUAACACACACAGUAGCAUAAAAUUGAUGCCUUAUGGAGAAUUAAAGAGGUAAGGAAACUACUGGUUCUUGGGUUUCUAAUGGACAACUUUUGGGAACUAGAGGAUCAUAUUCCUUCAUAUACAAUCAAGACUCAUAUUGAAAAAUGAGUUCUGGAUUGUAAAGAGAACUUACCUUUUCCACUUGUCAUAAGUCUUUGUCCACAAGUUACAAGCAUACACAGUGCUAAGGGCUGAUUGUAACUGAAACACUUUAAGAAAUAAUAGCAGAGCAUGUCUGAUGGGGAUGGGAGAGCUAGCUUUAAACGAGCAUGCUCAGUCAGCAGCAUUAAGAAAGUAAUGACUGAAGCAAGUAGUUAAAAAUUGUAGAACAACUAGUGUUACUCAGUAGCUACUGAGUGGGAAAUUGUAGUAAGGCAGCUCUACUCAAGUCAGUUUGUUCAAAAGACUUUGGGGUGUAAAGAUGAGUCCUACCAGUCUCUGAACUCCCUUAGUUGCUAUUUUUACAGUACUGUUAAAGGACGUAUUGGCAUGGCCAUGGGAAGCAGAAGGGCCAAAUAAAGCAACAAGACAACUUUUCGAAAAAAGAUCAUGCCCCAAGGUGGCACUUGACCUCUCAAAGAUGCUCAACAAUGUUCAGUUUGAGUAUCAGGCAAAACCUAAGGGAACUGCCUUCCUGGCAGGAUGGACCUAGAACCAGCCUACUUCUGACUGAGUUAAGAUGAGAAGGCCUGAAUUGGGGUGGGUUUUUGUGUAUUUCCCCCAAAGCUAUAAACACUAAUUUUGGUUUUAAUAAGGUUAAUGGACCAUUUUUCAGAAAAGGGAAGGAAUAUAUUUUGUUUGUUUAUAGAGGAUGCAAGGAAAUUUGGUGAGCAUUUCUAAGGAAAGCCUGAGUACACAGUGUGGAUGACCAGACGCCAGAGGACAGCAGGGACGUGGGCGAGGAGGGAGCUGUCCUGUUUAUGUAGCAUCUGAGCCGGUUUUACAGUACUGAGGAUAGUUGAACCAAGACUAUUUUUUUUUUCACUUUAAGAAAAUAAUUUCCAUCUUUUCAAUUGGCCAAACUAUUAUUUUGACAUAAAAUUAUGAAGAGUUUUCCUGACUAGCAGUCACUUAACAGAUGUUGAUUGCACAUUAGUUUUGUCAAGACACCUUUGUAAGAAAGGGAAAUGCACAUACUUCAUCCAGAAGGACCUUGUGGUUACAGUUAGGAAGAAAACCUUUAAAAUGGAAUUAGCUAUGUAAGUGUAAGUUGUUUAUAUUACAGACAGCAAAAGAAAAUAGCUCCUGAGAUCAGGGCACUGAAGAUUUCAUAGAGGAGGGAAUCAUUAGGUGCUAAUCAUCUAGUAAGAGCAUGAGUAAAUAGGGGAAAAGUUAAAAGAGUCUUAUCAAUUGAGUAAUAAAUGCAACCAGUAAGAAAAAUGUUGCCAUGCAAAACAGCACAAUGCAGCAACGUAGAAGAUAAGCAGAUAACCAGCAAGUAUUAUAAGCAAUUCAGAAAAGGAAAGCCAUCGUGUAGUGGCAUCAGAGGAGAGUAGAAAGUCUUGAACAGUCCAAUGAGACUUUGCCUGUGGGCAAACUCUUGAUACAGGGAGACAUUUGCUUUAAACAAUCUUCACUUAACAAAGCCAUUCAGUACUUUUUGAAAAUGACUUAAUAAGUGGAGUCAUUGUAAGUUCCACAGAAAGCAAGACGUAUUCCAGCUCUUGUCUGGAGCAGCAGCACUCAGGAGGCCCAGUGUCUGCUACCCUUCUUGUAUCUGAUGGCAUGGCUAACAGCUCUGCCGUGGGCCUGCUUACCUCUAGUAUUCACCUCAGGGCUUGGAAACUUAUUUGAAAGACCUUCAGACAUGCAAAGUAAAACAAAUGGCAAGGAGGAUAAAACACUGUUGUGUGUUGCAUUGAUAUAAAUCAAAAAUAUCAUUGGUAGAAGUUUUACUUUGGUUGAUAAGGAUUCUGGUAACAUUUGGGUCUCCUUAGGAAAGAAACAACACUUGACCAAAACAUUUAAGUUUUAGGCAAAUACUUUAAUAUUUCACUCUUAGUUGUAUGAAAACUAAAAUUAUCAUAGAUGAGAUGUUGAGAAUCUAUAUAGAUUAUUCAAAUUUUAUGUUCCUUAUAGACUGACUCAAAUAUUCCUACCACCUUAAAGAUUAUAUAUGAUGAACCUGCCACAUAAAUUAUAAUGUUUAAUGUUUUGAAAAUUGAUUAUAAAUAUUUUUAAGUCCCCAUAACGUAUUUCUUGUAUUUGUCAUUGUGAAUUAUAUGUAAUUCUAAUAGAUACUGUUUGCCUCAGUCAUUUUUGUUUCCUUUUCCUAUAGUUUUCUGUGUGGAUGAUUUCAUGCAAUUAAUUGGACCAUCUAGCCACAGGCAACAAAUAGAAAUAUUAUUUGUAAUUACAGUCUAUGCCAGGGACUUUGUUAAACUGAUUAGUAACACUGUGAAGUACCCUGAGAUUUAAGUAUUGCUGUAAAGAGACUGAAGAUGAGAGAAGAAAGUAUUUUCCUAGGAUUAUAUAGUUGGUAAAAGAGAAUCAUGAUUUAAUCAUAGGACUAUGGAUGACAGUAUCAAUAAUAUUCCUCACUGCUAGCAGUCCUCAUAUGAGGUCUCUGGAUAAAAGCAACGUAUUACCUGCAAACGCUUGGGUUUCGUCCCAUGCUUAUGGAGUGGGAUGAUUGUGUGGCAGCCAGCAACUCUGUCCUUCUAGGUAACUGGCUAAUUCUGAACCUUGAGAUUCACCACUAUCAGGAACUCUCUCUGCCUACAGUCACUUGGACAGCUGGCUGGGCAACCCACAUUAAGUAAAAACAUGUGGGACUAGAAUUCAGUCAACAAUAAAAUGUUUCAUCAGGUGGCUAAAAUGUACAGACUCUUGGAAAUGUUCCAUGGCAUUUCAAUAGCCAGAAUUAAAAACUUGGCCAUGUCCAGAGCCCUGAGCAUCCUCCCCCUUGCACUCCCAUACAGAGGCAGAGUAAGAAAUGGAACAUUGUUUUACUCCUAGGUGCUCAGGACAGACCGAUCAACCUCCAGUAACAUAUGUGGUUAGUAAGUGCUUCAGCUUGUACAGCCAUUAAUAACCAAGUCAUAGGGUGGUGAAUCUAAAAUACUCUUGGAUAUAAAUUGUAUGAGAAUUGAAAAAAAUGAGGGUCAGAAAGGUGAGCUAACUUCAACUUAGAUGCCCUAUCCCCUUAUUUUGGUCUCAAAUUUGUUUUAGUGUAUCCACAACAUGAAAACAUAAAAAAACUAUAUUUUAAAAAUCAGUUUACUUUCAUCUUUUCUCUUUAGGCUUUCAAUAAAGACCAGAAGGAAUGAUAGACAGCUAGAGAGGAUUGUGUAGGCAUCCAGAUUAGAACGGGAGAAACCAUCGAACAAAUUGAGAAACCUAAUCAGGUGUUGUUUUAAUUCCAUUAGUUUUAAGUUAGAUACAAGCUGUUUGUAGUAUUUUGGAUUUUAUUGUGCAAAUAAACAAUUUAAAUAUAUUUAGAGGCUAAGUAUGAUGGGACAUGUCUUUGAUCCCAGCAUUAGGAUGCAGAUCUCUGUGAGUAGGAAGCCAGUGCUGGAUAUCCCCCACCUUCUCCUCUCUCUUCCCCGCCUACUUCCUCUGUGUGUGUGUGUGUGUGUGUGUGUGUGUGUGUGUGUGUGUGUUCAAUAAGGAUUUUAUUCUACCCACUUUCAGUGGAAUGUGUCUUUGUAUAGAUAAUGAUUUUUUUCCUUAUUUAGCAUAUAACUAUCAAUACUAGUACAGAAAUACAAAAUAAAAUUUAGUCACUAAGUUGAAAGAGUUUAGCAUUUGAGAGUGGGUGAUCUUUAAUGUAUCUUUUUUAGCAUCACUGAAUAAGUACAGGGUUUGAGUUGUUAAGCUCUCUGCCUCUCCCAGGAGUUUUAAGGUCGGCUGUCUCCUAGGUAAGCCUUAUUUGCUGUUCCUUUUAACUGCAGAAUUUUAUUGAGACCAGCCCUCACCUAUAUAGUUAUAAUUUUUUUAAAAAGACAAUAUUUUAAAGAAUUUUGCCCAGUGGGAAUGAGAUUCUGAAUUGCCAUUAACUUGUGUUGAUUUCUAUAUAAAGAAUUCAAAGCAAGUGACUAUUUACCUGAUGCACUUAAUAAUACAAAAUUUGACGGAAGAAAGCACUAUUGAUGAAAAAUCUAGCUCUAUUAAAUAGUAAUGCUUCCCCUCAUUGUUUCAUUAUUACAAGGGAGAAAGGGAAGGGAGGGGGACUAAUAAAGGUUUUCAGUGCAGUUUUGUUAUUUGUCAGUAGAAUAAUUUGCAAAAGAACUUCGUAGUAUAUUGAAUAGUCACAGGAAGAUGGGAUGAUCCUUUUCAGUGUUGGCAGAUUUGCAAAUGAAGACACAGCAUUGAAUUCUGUUGCAGUUGUAAUGCUGUGUUUCCAAUUCUGUUUGCUAUUACUGGAUACGUGUACAUCUUCCAGGCUUUUCAGUUCUUGGAAAAUUUUUUCAAGCACCUUAUGUUGUUUCCUUUCUGCUCUGAUUUUUUUCUUUCAGUUUUUAAAAUCUAUUGGAAUAUUAAACAUGAUAGAAGUAGAAAAAUAUCUCUUAUGAAGUCCUCUAUGAAAGGAAAUUGUGACAAGUUCCUGAUUAGACAGAAACCGUUCCAUCUCCAAGGGAGAAUAUGCAGCCUAAAUGUGACUUCAUAGAAUGAUUUGGGUAGUUUUCCUUCUGUUUCUAUUUUGUGGAAUAGUUUGAAGAGUAUUGGUGUUAUGGUUUCUUUGAAGAUCUGAUAGAAUUCUACACGAAACCCAUCUGGUUCUGGGCUUUUUUUGGUUGGGAGACUUUUAAUGACUGCUCUGUUUCUUUAGGGGUUAUGGGACUGUUUAGAUGGUUUAUCUGAUAGUAUUUGGUUUCUGUGUAGAAAUUGUCCAUUUUAUCCAGAUUUCCCAGUUUUGUUGAAUAUAGGCUUUUGUAGUAGACUGAUUGUUUUGAAUUUCCUCAGUUUCUGUUGUUAUAUCUCCCUUUUCAUUUCUGAUUUUGUUAAUUUGGAUAUUGUCUCUGUGCCAUCUGGUUAGUCUGGCAAAGGGUAUAUCUAUCUUGUUGAUUUUCUCAAAGAAACAGCUCCUGGUUUUGUUGAUUUUUUUUUUUUUUUU
Molecule: messenger RNA, 6172 nt
Organism: Apodemus sylvaticus (European woodmouse)
Lineage: Eukaryota; Metazoa; Chordata; Mammalia; Rodentia; Muridae
Gene: Synj2bp
Product: synaptojanin 2 binding protein
Exons: 4
Coding region: 114-551 (145 amino acids)
Molecular function (GO): protein binding
Source: RefSeq, a predicted model, not a curated record